Molecule: messenger RNA, 3933 nt
Organism: Ambispora leptoticha
Lineage: Eukaryota; Fungi; Glomeromycota; Glomeromycetes; Archaeosporales; Ambisporaceae
Source: the annotation of a GenBank genome assembly
CGUGUCCAGCGUGCUGCCCAGCAAACUUUUUAUAGUCAUGGAAAGUUUUGCGCAACGCACCAAGUCACCUUAAUUGUCUCGACCAUUUUUAUGGUCUUACCACUCUUUUACCCUGCCUUUGAAACAUAUUAUCUCAAUGCUGGCAAAGCAUACGGUCAGUCCUACUUCUGGGAAUCUCCUUCUUCCCGCUCGCCCCUAAGUGAAGAAUCAUUUAUUGAAAAAUGCGGAACUCGACCUUCUCUACGCGUCGCAGAGAUAGUAAUAAAUGCAACUGGAACACAUCAUAAACAUAGGAUUGGUCAAGGAGAAGGCGUGUUGGACAAAAGUCUCUUGCUUUGGACUUGGCAUUUACAAGAUCGAAUUGCCAAAACCGAGAUUCAUUAUCCUACAAGUACCGCACCAUUGAAUCCUCUCUCUAAUACUCCUUUGUCAAUAAACCCCACAUAUAAAUAUACUCUAUCAGAUUUUUGUUUUAAACCAUUUCCCAAUAAACCUUGUUUGAUUCAUUCGCCUCUGGAAUUUUGGGAAAAUAGUCUCGAACGCCUAAAGUCUGAUAGUGCAAUAAUAAAUACCUUGUCGAAACCCAAUCCGAAAUCUUCAUUUAAUAUUCCCAUUCCUAUUGAGACUGUAUUUGGAAAUCCCGUAUAUUCACAAAAUGGUAGAAUAAUUGGCGCGGAUUCAAUUAGAUUGACGUACUUUUUAGAAGAUAUGGGUGAUUGUGCAGAAGGAGUAACAACUGAAAUUUGGGAACUUUUGUGGCAAAAAGUAAUGAAAGAUGAUAUAUCCCAUGUUGCUGGCACCAAUUUUAAUGAGGUGAAGACCGCAACUAUUGGUGAAUUAAAACAUUUAUACUUUGAUUUCAAAAAAAAUCAUUUCGAAACUAGCGCUGAAUACAUUCUAUUAGCACUUGGGUAUCUGGUUGGAUUUCUGUACAUUUCUUUUUCGCUUGGCAGAUUAAAUUUAGUCAAGUCAAAAUUUGGUCUUGGAUUCUCCGCGGUUGCACAAGUAAUUGCAUCUCUGGUAAUAUCGCUCAGCAUUUGUUCUCUUUUUGGCGUAAAAUUGACGUUAAUACCUUUUUGGGAAAUUUUACCAUUCAUGAUGAUGAUUAUUGGGGUGGAAAAUUAUUUUGUGUUGACAAAUGCGGUAACUUCUACAUCAAUGGAAUUGGCGGUUAAAGAACGCGUCGCGAUUGGACUUGGAAAAGUGGGCUAUGCUAUAACGAAAUAUCUCGGAUGGGAGCUUCUGAUACUCUUGAUUUGUUCCGCAACCAGUAUUGAUUCUGUGCAAGAAUUUUGCGUGUUCACCCUUGUUGCGGUUAUAGUAGAUUACAUUCUUCAGAUGACAUUCUUUAUUACGACCUUAUCGAUUGAUAUUCGUAGAUUAGAGUUAUCUGAUUUAUAUAGAAGACCCAUGUUAACAAAUAUUAAUAGUAAAGGUAAGGUUGCUAAACCUGAUGUCGUAUGGAAUUCCGUAACACCGGGCAGGGUUGCCAGUUUUUUGGCGAUUCUUAUAGCUAUGAUCGGUAUUCGAGGCUUUUAUCCAUCUGCGCCUCAUUUGCAAAAUUCGAAACUUAUUACGAAUCUCGGUCCUGAUACAGUAAACUUAGUCAACAAUACUUUUUGGGAAGCUGACACUGCAGUAACUGCCGAUGCUUUUUGGGACAUUGUUAAUCCCACAAGGGUACCUCGUUAUCUGGAAAUUCAAGCUCCAAAGAUUGUCACGCUAAUGAGGGAUCUACCAUCUAAUGAUGGUGGAUCAACGCCAGUAAACAAAGUUAAACGUUCGCCCUUCAGUUUUACCAGUUUGAAACGUUAUAUUGCGAUCACUAUUAAAACAGUGGUUUGGUUUAUCAAAUUUAUAUUUGCUCCUGCUGUGGCCAUUGGAUUAGGAAUUGCAUUUUUAUUGCAUUUUCUUAUGUCACCCGACCGUAAAAAGUCAAGAUUGAAGCAGAUCGAGAUGAUGAAUUCCAUAAUAUGGUUACCUAAAAAAUCUGUUGAUUCUUCGGAGAAGAGUGGUUGCUAUCUUCCAAGGGUACUUACCUUACUUGGUCGUCACACUGCUGAUGUUGAUCUGUUGUGUGCCAAUUCAAAUGGAAUGAUCAUUUCUACAGCCAUAGAUAAACAUAUAACUUCAUGGGAUGGGCGGGAAGGUGUUCCUUUAAAGAAAUUGGAAAGAUACAUGCGUCGUUGCGCGUCAUGCAAAUGCGGGAUAACAGGCGGGAAGAAAAGUUGUAUAUCUUGGCCAGUUAGAGCAAUGUGUAUGAGUGAAAAAAUUGAGCUUGCUGCGGCAGGAUUUGAAGAUGGUGUUGUUCGCGUAUGGGAUAUUAAAACGGGACAGGCUUCUCAUAUAUUAAAAGACACAGUUGAUGACGUAGAAUCAGUAAUGUCAGCAGUGAUUGGGAAUUCUCCAAGCGCGCGAGUCACCUGUUUGAAGUUAGUUGUUCCUUCAAUGCCAAAAUCGAAGAUGUCCUCAAAAUUAAGGUCUCAACCCGCGAUGCUUAUUUCUGCUUAUCGUGAUGGAUAUAUUCGAGAAUGGGAUUUAAUUUCAGGCAAAAUUGUGCAUACAAUUGCCACGAAUCAAAAGGCCGGUAUCAGUUGUUUAUGCGUAGUCGAUGAUGAAGAUCAGGAUUACAUGAAAAAAGAUUUACGUAUGUAUUCUGGUGCAAAAGAUGGCUCAGUUCGAUGCUGGGUACGCAAAAUUGUUGAUAAUGACAAAGAAAGUUUUAAGAAAGAUCACAUGAAUGAGACAGAAGAAAAGGAAAAACCAAAAAGCCGAUGGAAGCCAGUGUAUACGAUUGUUGGACAGGUCGGUAAUGUCAUUACUAAUAUCGCUUAUAAAGUAAUAAAGACCAAAAAGAAUUGGUAUGGGAUAGUUGUUACGGGGGCUGCGGAUGGAGAAGUACGAGUGUACGAUUAUUUGACUGGCAGUUAUAUCACUUCACUAAGUCAUGAAGCUAUUACGAACAUUAUAAUCCAUCCAUUAGAACAACAAAGUUGUCCAUGCGGUAGUGUCGAGACAGGCGGUGGAUUUUGGGUAGUCACGAGUUCACUUGAUGAGAAAGUACACUUUUGGCAAUUGGUUCGGAAUGUGAUGGAUUGUAGCUGCAUGGCUUUACAUAUGACCAUGACACUAGCGGAAAAAGGUCAUGGCAAUAAUAUGGUUUCAAAAGGACUAUCAACUUUUGAUAGUCGAAUAAUUGAGUUACAUUAUGAUCCGCCGCAUCAAUAUCAUACGAUCAAUGAACAUUCUAAUAGAGAUGUGUUUGAAAGGGAUGAAUUAGUUUCUUAUCGAAUAAAAUUCAUUGGUCGAGUUAGUCAAUCAGGUGCUUCAGCGAUAGUAUUUUUGAGAGAAAAUAUUGUAGGUGUACGGCAGGUAAGAAAAGCAUCGACUUCAUCCUCAAAAAUAUCAAAUUCACAAAGAAACAGAAAUAAUGGCACUGAAGAUGAAUGGGAAGCUUGGUUAUUUAAUCUGAAUGACCCAAAAGCUUACGACAGUGUUCAUGAUAACAAAGAUGAUGAUCUUGAUAAUGACCAUCUAUUUGAUCUUGACGAGGCGGUAAAGGAGCUAUCGGUGCGAACAAUACCUUUAAAGUAUGAAGAUGAGUUAAACGAAGAAAACGAUUUAAUCUUACAAGAACAAUUAAGAAAUAAAAAUAUUCGGAGAUCAAAAUAUCUAGCUCAACGACAGAUGGAUAGUCACAAUUGGAACGUUAAAUUAGCACCAACAUUAACACCACCAUCAUCAUCACCAGCCCCACCAACACCCACCAUCCCUUUAUCACAUUUUCACGAACACAAUGAUCACGAUCAUUCAAAUGAUGAAGAUCAUCAUCACCACGAAGAAGACGAGGAGCAUAGUCAAGUCGUUGGCCAAGUCAUUGAUUACCGACAACGGAAUUUAAAACGACCAACACCACAAAUAACGCGACGAUAA